Nerophis lumbriciformis (worm pipefish) is the source of this 1377-nucleotide messenger RNA. Lineage: Eukaryota; Metazoa; Chordata; Actinopteri; Syngnathiformes; Syngnathidae. The record is from RefSeq and is a predicted model, not a curated record.
AUGAUCUCCAGUCUCAAUCUCAUUGCUGUCCCAGUGCUCCUCUGUCUCCUUCGCCACAGUGAGGAGACCUGCCCAUCCAUAUGUUUCUGCACAUCCGACACAGUAAGCUGCAGCUCUAGUGGUCUCACCAAGAUACCCAAGUCACUGCCCUCUUUUCCCAUCACCCUUGAUGUAAGUCACAACCAAAUGUCCUGGCUGGGUCCAGGUAGCUUCAGUAAGCUGUCUAGACUGGAAAACCUCUGGAUGGCCCACAACCAGAUAAGCGACUUGGCUUACGGGGCGUUUCAGAAUGCCUCAGGCCUAAGAUAUCUCGACCUGUCUUCCAACAAACUGCAAAGGGUGGAGCAGCACUAUUUCCAGGGACUGUGGAGGCUGGAGGAACUCAUUCUCUUUAACAAUAAAAUCGCACAGGUAGAAGCCAGCGCACUGAUAGGUCUGAGCAGUUUGAAAAAGGCUUAUUUCAGCCUCAAUCUGAUCACACAGUUCCCAUUCUUCUCCAUCCAAGAUCGCAGUCACCCUUUUCUGACCAUGCUGGAUCUUUCAUCCAACCGUAUAACCAAUCUGCCAUGGCAGGAUGUGAAGGCAUUGCCGGGAUUGGUGCAGCGGGGGCUCUACCUUCAUAACAACUCUUUUAUUUGUGACUGCUCCAUGUACAGCAUGUUUUGGCAUUGGGAUCUGAGAGAGUAUGACACGCUGAAGGAUUUCACAGACGAACACACUUGCAACAUCAACGGGGACCCUCGAGCAUCCAUCCGGUUCUUGCGACACUCUCGCUUUUUCAACAAUUGCACCGUGGAAAGAGCUGUCUCGCUGCCAGUGACCGUGCUCCUUUCCAGGGUGUUGGUUUCAGAGGGACAAAAUGUGCAUUUGGACUGUCAAACAUCCCUGAGUAGCACCAAUCUCUCAUUUAUAUGGCUUUCCCCCAGCCAGGGAUAUAUCACUCAGUCCAACAUUGAUAACACUCUAAUGAGCUUGUUUGCUAACGGUACCUUAGAGAUCCAAGCAGCCAAGGUCAACGACUCAGGCCUGUACGUGUGUACAGCGGUAGAUAUUAAAGAGGCGCUGAAUACAACUAGAGAAAUAAAUGUGACUGUGUUGUUGCCUGAAGAAGAGUCAUUCAAUACGGGUUACACAACACUCCUAGGCUGUGUUGUGACUAUGGUCCUCAUCCUCAUAUACCUUUACCUCACCCCAUGCAGAUGCAGCUGCUGUAAACAGCCCGUCCCUCUAGUCAUCCCUAUCGCCACGUAUGAACCAGAGACCUCAAUUUUGUCACCCUCCACGCAAGAUCAGCAAAAGAGCAAUUAUAACAAACAUGUAGCAUUCCUACAGCCAAUGUUGAAUGAGCAAGGACCUGAAUGGGCACAUGACAUCUGA